Micromonas pusilla CCMP1545 is the source of this 516-nucleotide messenger RNA. It is a transcript of the gene PetN, whose product is annotated as cytochrome b6-f complex subunit. Gene Ontology annotation, biological process: cytochrome complex assembly. The record is from RefSeq and is a predicted model, not a curated record. The transcript is spliced from 2 exons. The coding region runs from base 1 to 324 and encodes 107 amino acids. Gene Ontology annotation, cellular component: cytochrome b6f complex. Lineage: Eukaryota; Viridiplantae; Chlorophyta; Mamiellophyceae; Mamiellales; Mamiellaceae.
AUGGCUGCUCUCACCCAGACCUGCAAGAUCGCGCUCCCCGCCCGCUCGGCGGCCCGCACCACGCGCGCGUCCCGCCGCUGCGCGAUUGUCGCCAAGGCGGCCGCGCCCGUGGACGUCGUCCGCGUCCAGCAGAAGGCUGUCGCGUCCGCGCUCACCGUCGGUGCCGUCUACGAGGCGAUGGCCACCCCCGCGGCGCAGGCGGCGAUGGAGCUCACGCAGGUUGCGGAGGGUGAGCCCUUCAUCGUCAACUUGGCGUGGGCGGCGAUCAUGGCCACCUUCUCCUUCUCCCUCUCCCUCGUCGUGUGGGGCCGCUCCGGUCUUUAAGCGGCGUCUAGUGACUUGACGUCGGCCGAUGGGGGAACGGAACGUUUAGUGCGAUACGAUAAUAAAUGGGUUGUGGGAGACGGUUCGGAUGCCAGGGAUUGGUAGAGGAUAUCGGUAUUCUUUUUUGGCGAACGGCGCGGAGGUGGUGCCUCAGAUAGCAGAGCUUGUCAUUCAACGCGCGCUUCGUAAUCA